AUGAAAAAUGCUGUUCAUCUUCAAGAUGUAUUUUAUGGUGUUCAAAUCGCGUACUCGGCCGUAAUUGGAACAAAUUUGUUCAUCUUCGCUGCCAGUGUCAUAUUACUCCUUGGAAUCGUCAAAGAACGAGUAUCCCUAAUCGUACCUUGGAUUGUCGGUCUCAUAACUUUCAUGGCACUCGAAGCGGUUGCCAUUGUUUACUCAAACGUACUCAGAGACCAUGUAAAUAAGAAAUUCGACUCGUUCUGCAAAAUCGAAGUGACGUUUUACUUGAUACGGGCAGUACUAAAUGUGUUGAGUCUAUUAAGCGUGAUAAAAUUCUACAAUAUGGUGCGAUUGGGAGUAACGUGGAAAGGUCCAGAAACCAUUGAGCUGUGA
This is a messenger RNA of Macrosiphum euphorbiae (potato aphid), 378 nucleotides long. The record is from the annotation of a GenBank genome assembly. NCBI's taxonomy places the organism in Eukaryota, Metazoa, Arthropoda, Insecta, Hemiptera, Aphididae.